Molecule: messenger RNA, 663 nt
Organism: Parascedosporium putredinis
Lineage: Eukaryota; Fungi; Ascomycota; Sordariomycetes; Microascales; Microascaceae
Source: the annotation of a GenBank genome assembly
AUGGCUAAUGAUACCUCCAGCCUUCCCUUUUCCAUACCUGCAGACUUGCUGCCCUUCACCGAACCCCUCCCAGUGUUCCGCUCCAAGGAGCACCCCUUCAUCUCACUCCCCUUUACCCACUACAUUGCGAGCUCACUCGUGUUUGAGCCCAACGAGGGCCGCCUGCUCAUCGUCCAGCGCAGCGCGACCGACUAUGGCGCGCACAUGUGGGAGCUGCCAGGCGGGACCGUGGACCCCCACGAGAGCGUGCUCGAGGGGCGGCGAGGAACUCCUAGAGGAGUCUGGACUGCGGUUGACGUCGGUGAAAUGCGCCGUAGGACCGCGCGCCCUGCGCCGCUCCGACGUUUUAGGGAUUGCCUACGACCCCGCGCGGGCCAGGCGUUUGGCGGCGGCAGGCCCGAGGAAAACACGCUCUGGUGCCGGAUCGCAUUCAUGGUCGAGGUGGAGGACUACGCGCGCGUGACGCUCGACCCGGAGGAGCACCAGGCGUACCUGUGGGUCACGGAGACGGAGGUGAGGACCAUGAGGACACAGGCGGGACGGGAGCUGGAGUUUGCGUCGGAGCCGAUGAGGGCGACGAUGCUGGAAGGGUUUAGGGUGGGGAAAGCGAAGAAGAGGGUCGCUGCGAAGAGGAGGGCGGGGGCGGCACUGCAGGCGCGAUGA